Messenger RNA from Budorcas taxicolor (takin), 3720 nucleotides. It is a transcript of the gene CTNND2, whose product is annotated as catenin delta 2. The transcript has 22 exons. Gene Ontology annotation, biological process: cell-cell adhesion; dendritic spine morphogenesis; cell-cell junction assembly. Bases 1 to 3720 code for a protein of 1239 amino acids. The record is from RefSeq and is a predicted model, not a curated record. Gene Ontology annotation, cellular component: cytoplasm; plasma membrane; nucleus. Lineage: Eukaryota; Metazoa; Chordata; Mammalia; Artiodactyla; Bovidae. Gene Ontology annotation, molecular function: cadherin binding.
AUGCCCGUCCCAGACCAGCCUUCGUCAGCCUCGGAGAAGACCAGCUCCUUGAGCCCUGGCCUCACCACCUCCAAUGGGGAUGGCUCGGAAACAGAAACCACCUCUGCCAUCCUUGCCUCGGUUAAAGAACAGGAAUUACAGUUUGAAAGGCUGACCCGAGAACUGGAGGCAGAACGCCAGAUUGUCGCCAGCCAACUGGAGCGAUGCAAGCUUGGAUCGGAGACGGGCAGCAUGAGCAGCGUCAGUUCAGCAGAAGAGCAGUUUCACUGGCAAUCACAAGAUGGUCAAAAAGAUAUCGAAGAUGAGCUCACAACAGGUCUUGAACUGGUGGACUCCUGUAUUAGAUCACUACAGGAAUCAGGAAUACUUGACCCACAAGACUAUUCAACAAGUGAAAGGCCCAGCCUGCUGUCCCAGAGUGCACUUCAGCUCAAUUCCAAACCUGAAGGGUCCUUCCAGUAUCCAGCCAGCUACCAUAGCAACCAGACCCUGGCUCUGGGUGAGACAGCCCCGUCGCAGCUCCCUGCCCGCAGCACACAAGCCCGAGGUGCGGGCCAGAGUUUCAGCCAGGGCACCACGAGCCGCGCGGGGCACCUGGCGGGGCCGGAGCCCGCGCCGCCGCCGCCGCCGCCGCCGCCGCGGGAGCCGUUCGCGCCCAGCCUGGGCAGCGCCUUCCACCUGCCCGACGCGCAGCCCGCCGCCGCCGCCGCCGCCGCGCUCUACUACUCGAGCUCCACGCUGCCCGCGCCCCCGCGCGGGGGCUCCCCGCUGGCCGCGCCCCAGGGCGGCUCGCCCACCAAGCUGCAGCGCGGAGGCUCGGCCCCCGAGGGCGCCGCCUACGCCGCGCCGGCGCGCGGCUCCUCGCCCAAGCAGUCGCCCAGCCGCCUGGCCAAGUCCUACAGCACCAGCUCGCCCAUCAACAUCGUCGUGUCCUCGGCCGGCCUGUCCCCGAUCCGCGUGACCUCGCCCCCCACCGUGCAGUCCACCAUCUCCUCCUCGCCCAUCCACCAGCUGAGCUCCACCAUCGGCACGUACGCCACCCUGUCGCCCACCAAGCGCCUGGUCCACGCGUCCGAGCCGUACGGCAAGCACUCGCAGGAGCUGUAUGCCACGGCCACCCUCCAGAGGCCGGGCAGCCUGGCAGCUGGGUCCCGGGCCUCGUACAGCAGCCAGCACGGCCACCUGGGCCCCGAGCUGCGGGCCCUGCAAUCUCCGGAGCACCACAUCGACCCCAUCUAUGAAGACCGCGUCUAUCAGAAGCCCCCCAUGAGGAGUCUCAGCCAGAGCCAGGGGGACCCUCUGCCGCCAGCACACACGGGCACGUACCGCACGAGCACAGCCCCGUCCUCCCCCGGUGUCGACUCCGUCCCCUUGCAGCGCGCAGGCAGCCAGCACGGCCCGCAGAGCGCCGCCGCAGCCACCUUCCAGAGGGCCAGCUAUGCCGCCGGGCCCGCCUCCAGCUACGCGGACCCCUACCGACAGCUGCAGUACUGCCCUUCCGUCGAGUCUCCGUACAGCAAAUCCGGCCCUGCCCUGCCCCCCGAAGGCACCUUGGCCAGGUCCCCAUCCAUCGACAGCAUUCAGAAAGAUCCCAGAGAAUUUGGAUGGAGAGACCCGGAGCUACCUGAAGUGAUACAGAUGUUGCAACAUCAGUUUCCUUCAGUCCAGUCUAAUGCUGCAGCCUAUUUACAGCACCUCUGUUUUGGAGACAACAAAAUUAAAGCCGAGAUAAGGAGACAAGGGGGCAUCCAGCUCCUGGUGGACUUGCUGGACCAUCGGAUGACUGAAGUCCACCGUAGUGCCUGUGGCGCCUUGAGAAACUUGGUGUACGGGAAGGCCAAUGAUGACAACAAAAUCGCCCUGAAGAACUGUGGCGGGAUCCCAGCCCUGGUGCGGCUGCUCCGCAAGACCACCGACUUGGAGAUCCGGGAGCUGGUCACAGGAGUUCUUUGGAAUCUCUCGUCUUGCGAUGCACUAAAAAUGCCAAUUAUCCAGGACACCCUGGCAGUGCUGACCAACGCGGUGAUUAUCCCACACUCAGGCUGGGAAAACUCACCUCUUCAGGAUGAUCGGAAGAUACAGCUGCAUUCCUCACAAGUGCUGCGAAAUGCCACUGGAUGCCUAAGGAAUGUUAGUUCAGCCGGAGAGGAGGCCCGCAGGAGAAUGCGGGAAUGCGACGGGCUCACGGACGCGCUGCUGUAUGUGAUUCAGUCUGCGCUGGGGAGCAGCGAGAUCGAUAGCAAGACCGUUGAAAACUGUGUGUGCAUUUUAAGGAAUCUUUCGUACCGGCUGGCAGCAGAAACGUCUCAGGGACAGCACAUGGGCACCGAUGAGCUGGACGGGCUGCUCUGCGGUGAGGCCAAUGGCAAAGACGCGGAGAGUUCCGGGUGCUGGGGAAAGAAGAAGAAGAAAAAGAAAUCCCAAGAUCAGUGGGAUGGAGUAGGACCUCUUCCAGACUGUGCAGAACCACCAAAAGGGAUCCAGAUGCUGUGGCACCCAUCCAUAGUCAAACCCUACCUCACACUGCUCUCUGAGUGCUCCAAUGCAGACACGCUGGAAGGGGCGGCGGGCGCCCUGCAGAACUUGGCUGCAGGGAGCUGGAAGGGCUGGGCUGAGGAUGUGGCAGGCAUGGCAUAUGCCCUACGUUCACUGCCAGAGGGGGCUCCCUGCCUGCCACAGUGGUCGGUAUAUAUCCGAGCUGCUGUCCGGAAAGAGAAAGGCCUGCCCAUCCUCGUGGAACUGCUGCGGAUCGACAAUGACCGUGUGGUGUGCGCAGUGGCCACUGCGCUCCGGAACAUGGCCUUGGACGUCAGGAAUAAGGAACUCAUUGGCAAAUACGCCAUGCGAGACCUGGUCCACCGGCUUCCAGGUGGGAACAACAGCAACAAUGCGGCGAGCAAGGCCAUGUCGGACGACACGGUGACGGCCGUGUGCUGCACCCUUCACGAGGUGAUCACCAAGAACAUGGAGAACGCCAAGGCCUUACGGGACGCUGGGGGCAUCGAGAAGUUGGUCGGCAUCUCCAAAAGCAAAGGAGACAAACACUCUCCAAAGGUGGUCAAGGCGGCAUCUCAGGUCCUCAACAGCAUGUGGCAGUACCGAGAUCUGAGGAGUCUCUACAAAAAGGACGGAUGGUCACAGUAUCACUUCGUAGCCUCAUCUUCAACCAUCGAGAGGGAUCGGCAAAGACCCUACUCCUCGUCCCGCACGCCCUCCAUCUCCCCCGUGCGCGUGUCCCCCAACAACCGCUCAGCAAGUGCCCCAGCUUCACCUCGGGAAAUGAUCAGCCUCAAAGAAAGGAAAACAGACUAUGAGUCCACCGGCAGCAACGCCACUUACCACGGAACUAAGGGAGAACACACUUCCAGGAAAGACACCAUGACAGCUCAAACUACUGGAAUUUCAACUUUGUAUAGGAAUUCAUAUGGUGCGCCCGCUGAAGACAUCAAACAUAACCAGGUUUCAGCACAGCCAGCCCCACAGGAGCCCAGCAGAAAAGACUACGAGACCUACCAGCCGUUUCCGAAUUCCACGAGAAACUACGACGAGUCCUUCUUCGAGGACCAGGUCCACCACCGCCCUCCCGCCAGCGAGUACACCAUGCACCUGGGGCUCAAGUCCACUGGCAACUACGUCGACUUCUACUCGGCCGCCCGACCCUACAGCGAACUGAACUAUGAAACGAGCCACUACCCGGCCUCCCCCGACUCCUGGGUGUGA